AUGAUUUUAUUGAUGAAGAAGUUUACAUGUUGCCUCCUGAAGACUAUGCUAGUGCACCAGGCCAAAUCUUCUGCUACUGAGUUCCUUGCUUUAUUAGUGUAUGUGGAUGAUGUACUCAUUACAGGGACUCGUGAAGAUUCUAUUCUUUUGGUUAAGAAACAGUUGGAUGCCAAGUUUACUAUAAAGGACCUAGGUUAUAUGAAAUAUUUUCUAGGUUUGGAGAUAGCCAGGUCCACUGAUAGUAUGCUGAUUCAUCAACAAAAAUAUGUUCUUGACAUUACGCAAGAUACUGGACUUUCAGGUUGCAAGCCAGCACUCUUUCCUUUGCCUAAAGGAUUGAAACUUAAUGAUGAAAGUGGGGAUUUAUUGCUUGAUCCAAAUGUCUAUAGAAGGUUGCUAGGCAAGCUUCUAUAUUUGACAAUAAGACGACCAGAUCUCAGUUAUGCAGUUCAAUGCCUUAGCCAGUUCAUGUCCUCUCCUAGAAAGCCUCAUAUAGAAGUUGCCCUUCACGUUGUCAGAUAUCUUAAGCGUAGUCCUGCUAAGGGUCUUUACUUUCCUGUCCAAUCUGACCUUUCUCUUCGAGCUAAUUGUGAUACAGACUGGGGAACUCGUCUAAUGAACAAAAGAUCUCUCACAGGUUAUUGCAUCUUUCUAGGGUCCUCACUCAUUUCCUGGAAAAGCAAGAAACAAGCUAUUGUUUUCAAAAUCCUCUGCAGAGGCAGAGUACAGGAGCAUGUCUACUACUGUUUGUGA
Messenger RNA from Ricinus communis (castor bean), 753 nucleotides. RefSeq lists its product as uncharacterized. The coding region runs from base 1 to 753 and encodes 250 amino acids. NCBI's taxonomy places the organism in Eukaryota, Viridiplantae, Streptophyta, Magnoliopsida, Malpighiales, Euphorbiaceae. The record is from RefSeq and is a predicted model, not a curated record. The transcript has 2 exons.